AUGCAUCUACCAAUUCCCUGCAGCUCUCCCGUUGAAAUCCCUAGUUUUUUGGGAUUCCCUACGAAAUACUCCUACUUAUCUUCGACCUGCUCACUAUUUCUGCUAUCCUUUAUCGGACUAGCGGUCCUAGCAGCUGCCGUUUUAUUUAAAUUUUUCCUUCAUCGAAAAUCGAGAACGAAACUUUCCACGAAUAUAGCUCAGAAAUCGGAGAAAGAGCUCAUUCAGGCGCAGCGUCGGACAUGGAGCUCUCUUCUUACUGCAUGGGAUGGUGUCACUUGGCCUGUCAGCCUCACAGUUCCUCCACCAUCAACUGCUGUUGGAAGAGGCGUCGGACUCAACGGGGCUGUUUUGGGAAAGCAAACGUCACAACCAACGCGAAAUGCACCUUCCUUGAACCAAACCCUGCCCACAAUUUACCAGUCGAAAGAACCAAUAUCAAUGGCGAAAAUGAUUAUGUCUCGCCAUACAUUUCGCCGGCCCUCCAUUCCUGUCCAGAAUCCACCUCAUGCUGUUCUACGUCGUCCGACCCCUCCAUCAUCACCAGCGCCUAUCCCAAAAUCACAAUCAAUGGUUUGA
This is a messenger RNA of Lentinula edodes (shiitake mushroom), 576 nucleotides long. RefSeq lists its product as uncharacterized. The transcript is spliced from 3 exons. NCBI's taxonomy places the organism in Eukaryota, Fungi, Basidiomycota, Agaricomycetes, Agaricales, Omphalotaceae. The coding region runs from base 1 to 576 and encodes 191 amino acids. The record is from RefSeq and is a predicted model, not a curated record.